CUUUUUUACUCUAUGACUUAACCUACAAUUUGAAAACAACAUUCAACAUUGUUGGUUGAAAAACUUUUAUUUCUGCAGUUGAUGGAUUAAGUUCUUAUAGAUUUGUGAAUCAGUGAUAUAGAUUUGUGAAUUUUCAAUUAUGGGGAAAGCAAAGAAAACUAGAAAGAUUGUUGAAAAACGAUUUGCCAAAAUGAAAACCAUGAUAAGUCCCAGCGAUCCUCGUAUAAAAGAUGAGAAAAGAGCUCCUCCGAAGAAGACAAAACCAGAAGAUCCACAUAAAGUGAAGGUGAAUGAAGCACCGCAAUCUAGCUCCGCACUGUUCUUCCAAUACAAUACACAGUUAGGUCCUCCAUAUCAUAUACUCCUGGAUACGAAUUUCAUCAACUUCUCCAUUAAAAACAAGUUGGAUAUCAUACAGAAUAUGAUGGACUGCCUAUAUGCCAAAUGUAUCCCUUAUAUCUCCGACUGCGUCUUAGCUGAGCUUGAAAAACUAGGGUCAAAGUACAAAGUAGCACUGAAAAUUAUUAAGGAUUAUCGAUUCGAAAGACUACAUUGCACACACAAAGGAACCUACGCUGAUGAUUGUAUUGUACAACGGGUUACCCAACAUAAAUGUUAUAUAGUUGCUACAAAUGAUAGGGAUUUGAAGAGAAGAAUUAGGAAGAUUCCUGGUGUUCCUAUAAUGUAUGUUUCUCAACAUAGAUAUACCAUAGAGAGAAUGCCAGAUGCUUACGGAGCCCCAAAAACAUAGUUAA
Molecule: messenger RNA, 755 nt
Organism: Coccinella septempunctata (seven-spotted ladybird)
Lineage: Eukaryota; Metazoa; Arthropoda; Insecta; Coleoptera; Coccinellidae
Gene: Bka
Product: rRNA-processing protein FCF1 homolog
Exons: 2
Coding region: 140-751 (203 amino acids)
Cellular component (GO): small-subunit processome; nucleolus
Source: RefSeq, a predicted model, not a curated record